Messenger RNA from Catharus ustulatus (Swainson's thrush), 2231 nucleotides. RefSeq names its product CCR4-NOT transcription complex subunit 8 (gene CNOT8). Lineage: Eukaryota; Metazoa; Chordata; Aves; Passeriformes; Turdidae. Bases 169 to 1047 code for a protein of 292 amino acids. Gene Ontology annotation, cellular component: P-body; CCR4-NOT complex; CCR4-NOT core complex. The record is from RefSeq and is a predicted model, not a curated record. The transcript has 7 exons. Gene Ontology annotation, molecular function: poly(A)-specific ribonuclease activity; nucleic acid binding.
CGCCGCCCCUCGCGGCUGGGGGGACUCGGAGCCGUCGCGGUUGCGCGGGGCGAGAGCGGCGCGUCCCGGCCGCGGCUGCCGGGAGUACCCUGAUAAGAUUGCACAGCUUGUGAUCCUACUCUGUCAUUCGAGUUCAGCAUCAGCUGCCUUUUUUCUGGUCCCUGCAAGAUGCCAGCAGCCCUUGCAGAGAACAGCCAGGUUAUCUGUGAAGUAUGGGCCAACAACCUGGAGGAAGAGAUGAGGAAAAUCCGGGAGAUUGUUCUGAGUUACAGCUACAUUGCCAUGGACACAGAGUUCCCCGGAGUUGUUGUCAGGCCGAUCGGUGAAUUCCGCAGCUCCAUAGAUUAUCAGUACCAGCUCCUCCGCUGCAACGUUGACCUGCUGAAAAUUAUCCAGCUGGGCCUGACUUUCACAAAUGAGAAGGGAGAAUAUCCUUCUGGUAUCAACACCUGGCAGUUCAACUUCAAAUUCAACCUCACGGAAGACAUGUACUCUCAGGAUUCCAUAGACCUCCUUGCCAGCUCUGGGCUGCAGUUCCAGAAGCACGAAGAAGAAGGGAUUGAUACCCUGCAUUUUGCUGAGUUGCUAAUGACAUCUGGGGUUGUCCUCAGUGACAGUGUGAAAUGGCUGUCCUUCCACAGUGGUUAUGACUUUGGCUACAUGGUGAAGUUGUUGACAGAUUCCAGGUUACCAGAAGAAGAACAUGAAUUUUUCCAUAUCUUAAACCUUUUCUUCCCAUCUAUCUAUGAUGUGAAGUACUUAAUGAAGAGCUGCAAAAACCUCAAGGGUGGCCUUCAGGAAGUGGCAGAUCAGCUGGAUUUGCAGCGAAUUGGACGACAACACCAGGCAGGAUCAGACUCUCUUCUCACAGGAAUGGCAUUUUUCAGAAUGAAGGAGUUAUUUUUUGAGGAUACAAUUGAUGAUGCAAAAUAUUGCGGACGACUGUAUGGCCUCGGCACAGGAGUGGCUCAGAAACAGAAUGAAGAUGUGGACUCAGCCCAAGAGAAAAUGAGCAUUUUGGCCAUUAUCAACAACAUGCAGCCGUGAUGAGCGGUGCCCCUCAGCAGAACAUGUUUACCAUAUUGGCAGCUGCUGUCCUCAACCAUUUUCCCUAAACAGUAUCUCAAACAAAAAGCAUCUCCAGUACACAGGCUGCACCAAGCCUUGCAGUUUUGCUGAAGAGCUGCAUUUUCCUUUGAAACCCAGAUGAGUUGACUGAAUUCCUAAUGCCAGCAUUUGUGGUUUGCCAUAUUUUUAAUACCAAGGGCAAAGGACAGAAUCUACUGUGUAUACCUCUGCUUUUUUCCUCUUUAUACUGUACAGACUCUGCAAGGAAGAUUUACCGGUAGAAAAUAUUGGGUAGAACUGAGGGUUGGGAAACGCAGUGAAAAUGGACGCAGACAUGCACACAGAUUUGCAGUUUGUGUUUUAUAAAGCUUAUUUUAAAACUUCUGCAUGUUGUGAGGGUGACAACUUCACCUCAUGUGUUGCUUAUUUUAUCUCUGUCUGUGGAAAUUGUUCCCUUUGAUCACUGCAGAGGUUUGGGAACAGAUGAAUUAAAAAUGAUCCUUGCAGCUAAAAAUACUCAGAGAUUUGCUUUAACAACAGAGGGAAUGGAGAUUAAUGGAGCUGAUUUGAUCAGCACUCCUUAGUUUCUAAUUCUCUGUGUUACUGCUUUGACUCAUACUAAGCCUCAGCUUCGUUCUUACGGGUAUUAAGGAACUGUUCUGGAAAUACAUUCAGAGGCCCAAAAGUUCACCUUUGACAGGGGAUUGGACCAACACUCUGAUUUCAGUUUUCUUCAACUUUAACCGACAAAUUUUAUUCUUCUGCAACACAGCUAGGUCAGCAUGGACAAAUAUUUUUCCCUCUUCUCCCCCUGCUUCUCCAGCCCCUAAUUUUACAAUAUGCUUAUCAGCUAAAACAGGGUUUCUCAUUUUUUCCCCUGAGUUUCUGAUUUAUUUUUUCAUUAUAAACACCUGAAAAAUAGUUAAGAGGAUGAAGAACUUGGGAUUCUGACUUUGAGAAACAUUCUAUAGUGUUUUUUUUUUUAACAGCUCUGUAAUGACAUUUCUUAAAAGAACCCUUUUGGACAUGUCAAAGAUUUUUAAGACUUUGUCUGGCAUUUUGAACAAGCUUAAUCCAAUAUUAGAGUUGAGGUUUAGAGCUGGUAUUUGAAAUGUUUGUAAAGACUAGUUUUUAUUUUUUGUAAAAUAAAUUUUUUAAACCAG